AAGAUAAGAGUCCCAAUAUACGAAGCCCCUCGGCUCAACCCGGACUCGACAGUCGACACAUGUCGAGAUAAUUGCUAAUUUGCUACAGGUGCCGCGACGUAAACAACGCAAUCACUUUACUGAGUCAGUUUGUCACUGAGCUAUUAACUAUACUAUUUCUUUUCCCUGUGUAUAUAAAUACUCUUAAUGGCAGCCAUUGUUUUAUCAUUAGCCACUUCUUUAUCUUCUUCUUCUUCUUCUUCUCUUAAAGCUCUUCGUUCUUCUUCUUCCUUGUUUUUCUCGAAACUAGGACCAGUUAGAUCAGUUGCUGUUCGUGGUUUUGGUUUUAGAGUCGUCUCUUUUGGAGUUGCAUCUCAAGGACGAGGAUCCAUUUGUUUUUACUCUUCUGGUAGACGAGAAGGCAAGUUCAUGGCUCACUCCAUUUCUCGUGCCACUCUUGGCCUCACUCAGCCCGCUCAAAUCGAGCCCCCUAAGAUCUCUUUUACUGCAAAAGAGAUUGAUGUGGUGGAAUGGAAAGGGGACAUUCUUGCAGUGGGUGUCACAGAGAAGGACAUGGCGAAGGACGAUAAUUCGAAGUUCAAAAACCCGAUUUUGCAGAAGCUAGAUUCCCGAGUAGGUGGUCUUUUAUCUGAAGCUCUUCUGAGGAGGAAUUCACUGGAAAAGCUGGCCAGUCAAUAGUUUUAAGACUUCCAGGCCUCGGCUCCAAAAGGGUAGGCUUGAUUGGGCUCGGCCAGUCAGCUUUAACUGCGAUCAAUUUCAAAAGUCUUGGUGAGUCUGUUGCAGCCGCUGCAAAGGCUUCUCAAGCCAGCAAUGUGGCUGUUGUUCUUGCCACUUCUGAGGGUAUCUCGAAUGAGUCAAAGCUCAUGGCUGCAACAGACUCACCACGGCUUUUGAAAUCGAUCGCAGUUGAAGCUGACUGGCCGAGCGUCUCUCGAAUGAGUCAAAGCUCACGGCUGCUACAGCAUUAGCAUCUGGUACUUUUUGUAUGGAUUUGUGGCAUGCUGUCAUUCUUGCCUCUUCUGAGGGUCUCUCGAAUGAGUCAAAGCUUACGGCUGCGACAGCAUUAUCAUCUGGAAUUGUACUGGGGACACAUGAGGAUGCUCGGUAUAAGUCUGAGUCGAAAAUAUCUGUGCUUAAGUCUGUGGACAUUAUCGGUCUUGGAGCUGGACCUGAACUAGCAAAGAAGCUCAAGUAUGCUGAAGAUGUUUCUGUUGCUGUUAUUCUCAGAAGAGAGCUUGUGAAUUCCCUGGCCAAUGUACUUACC
Molecule: messenger RNA, 1264 nt
Organism: Pistacia vera
Lineage: Eukaryota; Viridiplantae; Streptophyta; Magnoliopsida; Sapindales; Anacardiaceae
Product: leucine aminopeptidase 2, chloroplastic-like
Exons: 3
Coding region: 187-678 (163 amino acids)
Source: RefSeq, a predicted model, not a curated record